This is a messenger RNA of Physcomitrium patens, 2395 nucleotides long. Its product is annotated as pectinesterase. Gene Ontology annotation, biological process: cell wall modification. The record is from RefSeq and is a predicted model, not a curated record. Lineage: Eukaryota; Viridiplantae; Streptophyta; Bryopsida; Funariales; Funariaceae. Gene Ontology annotation, molecular function: pectinesterase activity; enzyme inhibitor activity.
CUUGCUCACACGAUAUUGUCUAAGACUUGCCGGCCCUGGCCCUAACCACUUCUCUAGAGAGGUAGUGACCGCACUGUGAUCUUCCUUUGGUAGGUUAUGCGCCUAGCUAGGACUAAGCAUUUCUUCAAGGAUCGUUGCAUUUCUGCAGCGUUUCUGGACUGGGAACUGCAAGCAUUGUGAUUAGAUCAUUGUCAUUGUAUCAGUUGUUGCAAGAGCCUCGUCAUUUUGUACAUUUGCUGCUUCAGGAAUUUGGUGAUCCCUUGGUUAUAACCGAGCAAGCAUUUGUUUGAUUCCAGUAGUGCGAUUCUGUUUUAAACCUGCUGAAUCUCGAGUUUUCAGGAUGUCAAAUGACGAUGAGAAACCCAUGGUCGGGUCAUACCGACCUAAGAGCCGUCGCUGUUGUGUUGUGUCUGUUUUAAGUGUAUCCUUAGUUCUCAUUCUCGUCCUCUGCAUCGCAAUUCCCCUAGGAGUAAAAAAUUCGAAAAAUGAUGACGGCGAUAAUGGCGUGAAUGUUGCUUGCCAAGCGACGGAGUACCCUGAGGCUUGUAGGGAAUCCGUUGCAGGGUCCGAUGGCACUCCCGUUGGAAUGUCGAGGUCAUCGGUUAAAUCUUCCACUGACGAACUCAGUUACCUUCAAGCUAAUACGACUGACGAGCAAUGCAAGGAGAUUCUCGCUGACGGAGUUGCUGCUUUUCAGCGGGUGCUUGUCGCGCUGGAAACCACAAAUCACACACUGGUUGAGGAGACUUGCGCGGAUGUUCAAACAGACUUGAGUGCGGUGCUGACGUAUGUGGAUACUUGCAAGGAAAUGAUGCAGGAGUCUGGUUCGGCCGAGUUUCACUCAUUCGUGCAACGGGCUUUAAAAUCAGAGCAGUUUACUGGCAACUCGCUUGCGUUGAUCAACGGUAUAUGUCUGUAUGGUGGGAAUCUGAAAAACUGGGCGGGAAAGAAUUUUGGUGUGAGCAUGCCAGAUCUCGAUCAAUUUUACGGUGGCGGGCCAAGCCGUCGUCUUAUGAACGCAGAUCCCUAUAACGAUGAGGGUGAGGAAAUCCAACUUCCGAGCUGGAUGGACAGCGCCACUAGCAGGCACCUCCUCACACGUCCUGCUUCUUACAAUGUGAUUGUGGCUAAGGAUGGAUCUGGAAAGUAUAGGACGGUUGGAGAAGCUAUCAUGAAGGCGCCGAAGACUGGGGAUAAGUAUGCGAAGCGGUAUGUUAUCUAUGUGAAGGCGGGAGUUUACGACGAGCAGAUCAUCAUCCCUAAGAAGCUCACCAACUUGAUGAUCAUCGGAGACGGCAUCGACAAGACCAUCUUCACUGGGAGUAGGAACGUCGCGCUGAUGAAGGGAAUGACUACAUACUUGUCUGGAACUAUGAUUGUGCAAGGAGAUGGGUUCGUCGGAAGGUUGUUCACCUGCCGAAAUACUGCCGGAGCCAGUGGACACCAGGCUGUAGCGACGCGUGUGACCGCAGACAAGGUCGCCUUCCACCGGGUAAAAUUCGACGGAUUCCAAGACACCCUCUACUGCCACGCAUUACGUCAAUUCUAUCGCGAUUGCGUUGUCAUUGGCACGGUCGACUUCAUUUUCGGGAACGCGAAUGCUGUUUUCCAGAACUGCCAGAUCAUUGCGAGGAAGACUACGUUGCGGGGCCAGCAAAACACAUACACGGCCCAGGGAAGAGUCAACAAGUACCAGAACACUGGCCUUGCAUUCCAGGACUGCAAUUUUGACGGCACGGCCGAUUUGAAGCGCAAUGUGCAGUACUAUCCGACGUACCUCGGCCGCCCCUGGAAGGCUUACUCCGUCUGUGUCCUCCUGAGACCCACUAUUCAGGCACACUUGGAUCCUGCCGGAUGGCUCCCAUGGAAUACCACCAACUUCGGCCUGUACACUUCCUUCUUUGCUGAGUACAAGGGCAAGGGCCCGGGAUCGAACAGGCGCUCUAGGGUGAAGUGGUCACACGAAAUCAAGAACCCCAGAGUCGCGAACAGGUACCAGGCAGCUAGUUUCAUCAAUGGCAAGAGUUGGAUCACAAAUAUCGGCAUGCCCUACACACUUCAACCUGUGUAAACCUGGGCGCCUGUUCUAGCUGUUUCAUUAUUUGGAAUGCUUCUGAUUAGAGAGAUCCGUUCGAGUUAGACUGUAAAUCGAUGGCCCCUACUGCCAAGAAAGAAAGCGUGGAUCAAACCCAUGAUGGUAGAUCCGGAAAAUAAACUGUCGGUUUGUUAACCGAACGGAGUCCUCUGCAAAGUCGAGGUUACUUCCCAUUGUUUGCAAAACGCUCAAGAUUUUAGUACCCAUUCUUUGAGGCACCAGAAUGGUCCCUCCGUUUUAUUGUUACAUCUCUUUCGCAUCGCUGGACCUAUUCAGAAUUCAGUGCUUGUUACCACACUA